AGCGUUUUUCGUCUUGAAUUACUAAACACCUAUCGACGACUGUUCAUUAAUUUUUCUCUAAAAUUUUUGUCAUCCUUAAGGGUUAGUAAUACUUUUUCCACUAGAAAAUACGUAACUAUAUAGGAAUCUUUCUAUUAAUCGCAGAAGGGAGUAGCCGUAACCGUAUAAACUUCGGUGAACUUCGUAUAUUUUCGGAAGCUUCUAUAGCGCCAUCUUGAAGGCGGGAGAACAUACAGGUAUAUAAGAGGCGUACGCACAUGUUUUUCGGUCAUUUUACCAGGUUAUCGGGGAGUAUAUUUUCCGGGACACCGACGUUUAUUCUUCGAAUCAUAGUGGUGAUCCACGUUGGAAGAAGAAAAUCUACGAUAGACUAAUCAGUAUUUCCUAAGUUUGAAAGAUCGAAAGAAUACGUUUAAGAUAAUGGCUGACUAUAUAAUUAAUGACACGAUACCGGCAGACGUACCGUUGCCGGAAGAUGGACUUUCGCUGGCACAACUGUUUGCCAACGGCGAUGGACUUACAUAUAAUGAUUUCAUCAUUUUGCCAGGAUAUAUUGAUUUUACCGCAGAUGAGGUAGAUUUAUUAUCACCGCUUACUAAGAAGAUUGUAUUGAAAGCUCCGUUGGUUUCCUCCCCAAUGGAUACUGUUACGGAAUCGGAUAUGGCAAUUGCCAUGGCUCUGUGUGGUGGAAUCGGUAUAAUACAUCAUAAUUGCACGCCUGAAUAUCAAGCCAACGAAGUCCAUAAGGUAAAAAAGUAUAAACACGGUUUCAUUAGAGAUCCAGUUGUACUUUCACCUCAGCAUACUGUUAAUGAUGUAUUAAAUGUAAAAAGUGAACAUGGGUUUUCUGGUAUUCCUAUCACUGAUAAUGGAAAAGUAGGUGGUAAACUUCUAGGCAUUGUUACCUCCAGAGAUAUUGAUUUCCUUGAAGAUUCGCUUAAUCAAAGAUAUACAAAAUUGGAAUCAAUAAUGACAAAAUUAGAUAAUCUGAUCACUGCACAAGCUGGUGUAACAUUGCCAGAAGCUAAUGUUAUUCUUGAGAAAUCAAAGAAAGGAAAACUUCCUAUAGUAAAUGAAAAAGGAGAACUUGUUUCAUUAAUGGCAAGAACUGAUUUAAAGAAAAAUCGCAGCUACCCAAGUGCUAGUAAAGAUGCAAAUAAGCAAUUGUUAGUAGGUGCUGCAAUUGGAACACGUAGUUCUGAUAAACAAAGAUUACAGCUUUUAACAGCUUCCGGUGUAGAUGUAGUUGUAUUAGACUCAUCUCAAGGAAAUUCAAUAUACCAAAUUGAAAUGAUAAAAUACAUUAAAUCGGAAUAUCCGGACUUGCAAGUUAUUGCAGGCAAUGUAGUAACUACUUUACAAGCUAAAAAUUUGAUAGAGGCAGGAGCUGAUGCAUUGCGCGUGGGUAUGGGAUCUGGAUCUAUUUGUAUUACUCAAGAAGUAAUGGCAGUAGGUAGACCGCAAGCUACCGCUGUCUAUAAAGUAGCAGAGUAUGCAAGGAGAUUUGGAAUACCCGUUAUAGCAGAUGGUGGUGUACAAUCUGUUGGCCACAUUAUCAAAGGUCUUAGUUUAGGUGCAUCGAGCGUUAUGAUGGGAUCAUUAUUAGCUGGAACUACAGAAGCACCCGGUGAAUAUUUCUUCAGUGAUGGAGUUCGUUUAAAGAAAUACAGAGGAAUGGGUUCUUUAGAAGCCAUGAAUAGGGCUGAUGCAAAGGGUUCAGCUAUGGAUAGAUAUUUUCACAAUGAAAUGGACAAAUUAAAAGUAGCUCAAGGUGUAAGUGGUUCAAUAGUGGACAAGGGAUCAGUUUUCAAAUUUGUUCCUUAUCUAUUAUGUGGUAUAAAACACGGAUGUCAAGACAUUGGUGCAAAAUCAAUGUCUACUUUAAGAUCCAUGACGUAUAGUGGUGAAUUAAAAUUUGAGAGAAGAACGUCUUCUGCUCAGCAAGAGGGAAAUGUCCAUAGUCUGUUUUCCUAUGAAAAACGUCUAUUUUGAACACGUAAUUCAUAAGAGAUAUGUAUACAACAAAAGUACCUGCAUUUAACUGCAUAUGACUACUAUGGGUAUUGAAAAUGCUGUUAUAUAUUAAUAUAUUAGGUCGUAAUAUAAAUAAGUUCGCUUAUAUUCACUUAGCGUUUAUACUUAUUUAUCUUACGACCUAAUAGUUAUGGAUUUAUUCAUGCGCUUUACUAUAUUUUAUUAUUAAUAAAAAUACAAUUUUAUUAACGAUGAAUGAUGCAUAGCAAUAAGUUUGUGUUAAUAUUAUAAAUUAGGUAUAUUAUGUUGUAUUGUGACAAGGAAAAAUUUGAAAGAAUAUCUCUUCAUCUGAAAGCUUAAACCUUUCUAAGUUUUGAGAUGUUAAUAUGAACUCUGUUCUAUCGUUUUUUAUUUUUAUUUUUAUUUCUAUUUUUAUUUUAUUUUUUUUUAUUUUUUAUUUUUUUUUUUUUUUUUUUUUUUUUUUUUUUUUUUUUCCCCCGAUAGUAAUCUUGUUGGCAAUCUUUGUAUAUUUGAGUAAGUACAUUUCAGUACUGAUAGAAUGUACAAAGAAAUUCUAAAAAGUUGAAAAUAGAUUAUUGUUAAUUAUUUUAUUGGUUGACUAUUGUAAAUUGCUGAUAUGUAUUUAUUGGUAUUGAUAAAACACUGUAAUUAAGUGAAACGUUUAUAUUAUAUUGUUUAUAAAUAAUUUUUCAUAAAGCAGAGCAGUUACAUGUACUUUGUACAUUCAUUAUCAAGAAAAAUCUCUCAAAUUGAAAAUCUCUCAAAAAAAAAAAAAAAAAAAAAAAUUACGUUGAUAUUUUCUUUUUUUUUUUUUUGUUUUUAACUAAAAUAGCUAAUAUUUUAGUUUUGACAUCAUUGUUUCUAUUUACAAAUUAUAGCAUCUGUAAAUAUAGCAUAAUUUCUUUUAGGGAAAACAUAUAAACAUGUGAUUCUUUUAAUCUUUCCAUAGUAUUAGUUUUCUUUUAAUGUUUCUAAUUCAUAACUCUAAAGUAUGUGAACAAAAUUGUUUCAUACAAGAAAAUAUUGAAUUUUUAUUUUUACUUGAAAUAUUGCAUAUUUAGAAAUAUGAAUUUGAAAAUUAUUUAAUUAUACUUAAAUAUUAUAAAAUAUAAAAUCUGACUGAUUUUUGUGGAACAAAAAUAUAAUUGCUACAUCAAAAAGUAGUAAAUUAUAUUGAAAAAUGUGGUGGGAUGCUGAAGACUAAUUAUAAUUUGCCAAAAUUUUACACUUAAUCAUGUAUUUUGAUGUAAUUUACAAAUUAUACGAAUACUUUUAUAGCUUGGAAUCUGGGUUAAAUCCUUCAAUAUUAAAAAUAAAAAUCUUAAAAUCCG
Vespa velutina is the source of this 3326-nucleotide messenger RNA. It is a transcript of the gene ras, whose product is annotated as inosine-5'-monophosphate dehydrogenase. The record is from RefSeq and is a predicted model, not a curated record. Gene Ontology annotation, molecular function: IMP dehydrogenase activity. The coding region runs from base 421 to 1992 and encodes 523 amino acids. The transcript has 2 exons. Gene Ontology annotation, cellular component: cytoplasm. Gene Ontology annotation, biological process: GTP biosynthetic process. Lineage: Eukaryota; Metazoa; Arthropoda; Insecta; Hymenoptera; Vespidae.